Thamnophis sirtalis is the source of this 817-nucleotide messenger RNA. The record is from RefSeq and is a predicted model, not a curated record. Lineage: Eukaryota; Metazoa; Chordata; Lepidosauria; Squamata; Natricidae.
GAAAUAUGUUCUCAUCAUGGUUGACCCAGAUGCUCCUAGCAGAUCUAAUCCAAUGUAUCGCUUCUGGAGACAUUGGGCUGUGACUGACAUCAGCGGUACUGAUAUGAAGACGGGGAACCUGCAAGGUCAUGUAUUGGCAGACUAUAUCCGGCCCACACCACCACCCGAAAGUGGUUACCACCGCUACCAGUUCUUCCUCUACGAACAGCCAGCCCGUGAAGUUUUAGCCUUGAAUUCAGAUGAAAUUGCAUCUUCCGGUUCCUGGGACGUACAGAACUUUGUGGAUCGGUUUCAUCUUGGAACACCUGUGGCUUCAACCCAGUUUAUGACUAAGGAUUACCAUAACUAGCAAUAUUGGUAGAAGCACUAACCAUAUAACCACCAUUGCUCUCCGUGAUUUCGCUUGAUUUCUUCCCUAGGGAGCAGACGAACGCUCCCAAUUAGAGUGAACCUUUCUCUUUAUUCAACAAGCAUGGGCUGGAUUUUUGCAUGAUCAAUAGGCUUCAUAGGGCUCUCUGGGAUUUUAUCUUAGGAUUCAUUAUGUUUUUCAACUGGCACUAGUCCAAUGACAUGGUUGUCCCUAGAAUUCCACCACGUAUGUCACAGGAAAUGCAACACAUUCACUGCAGGACUUGUAGGCCUUAAAGUUAAAUAUGUAUGGAGUCUCAUAUUAUCUUGGAAGCAAAGUAAAAAGUCCAUAGCCUACUCAUAACCACCAACUACUCAUAUUCCAGCAUUUUGUUUUAGAUAUUUAAUUGACAUCAAAUUACCUUCUUAUACUCUUUUAUGGCACUUCCAUUCAUGACUUCCCUUCCCA